This is a messenger RNA of Microdochium trichocladiopsis, 3343 nucleotides long. RefSeq lists its product as uncharacterized. The record is from RefSeq and is a predicted model, not a curated record. Lineage: Eukaryota; Fungi; Ascomycota; Sordariomycetes; Xylariales; Microdochiaceae. Gene Ontology annotation, biological process: proteolysis. Gene Ontology annotation, molecular function: serine-type endopeptidase activity. Bases 182 to 3232 code for a protein of 1016 amino acids. The transcript is spliced from 5 exons.
UAUUCAGAUGCCUGUAGUAGGUGCCCAGAGCCGCAAUUACAUUAGCGGCGCGUAGUACGCUGUAUCAUGUGAAGUCGUUGCUGUCCUGUAGUCGAAUGUUAUUCCUGGUCGGUCUUACGACUCGAUGCUCCCUUUUGAUCCUUUACCAGUUGACACUCAUCGAUAAUUUCAUGAUAACAACAUGCUGGUCGAAAAGCUGACUCCGGAGCUCCUGGUCUCGACCCCACGGCGAAGCCCUGCUGUUCCGUGCCAUGAUGGCUCUUUGGCUCAUUACACACAAACGACCCACGAGGUUGGCGGAGUGACACGCAAGGAGAUCAGAAUCAUCAACAUCGAAACAAGCAACUCGUGGGUCGCGGUCGACGAUGAAAAGGCCCACGAUGCAACCUGGUUCGAUCAAGACGGCCGACACUGCAUUGUGUACCUCAAAGGCGGAGAGCUCGGGAUGACCUGGAUCAUGUUCAAGGAUGUGGACAGGUUAUCUGACCCAGCUGUCGUCCUUGGGCCCAUCCCCGGCUUUACCAGAGACUUGAAACUCAAAAGGCUUCGAGAUGGCAGCGUUGGCAUCGCAGUUGUCGGAUUGACCAAUUCAGAUGGAAGCCUGCAUAAUCCGGAGCUUGAGAAAAAGCGGUUGCACACAGCACGGGCGUUUGAGUCUUGCCGGACGAGACAAUGGAACUCGUGCACGACCUCGCGACGCCUCGCAGUCUGGUAUUCGAGCAUCGAACGUGAUGGUGCCUUUUGGAGACUGGCACAGCCUUUCAAGAAUGCGAUGCGAAACACAGAUCUUGACCUGGCUGUGCCAAACGAUAACCCGGAACCAAGUGGCUUCGACAGCUACGACAUCUCCGAACGAGGUAUUGUUUUUGUAGCAAGCAAUCCCAGCAGUCAAGACCCCGUCAGGCAUGGGCUUCAGGCGACUGUUUACUACACCCCGCUGUACUCAUACACGAGCCAGCAUGGGCUUGAUAUUCUCGAGCUCAGAGUGCGUAGUGUGUCUCCAGGGACUUGCUCGCAGCCUAAAUUCAACAAGGAUGGAACCAUGAUCGGCUUCAUACACGCCCCAGUGCAGUGUCCAGAAGACCGACAAAUAUACAUCAAGCACGUCCACGAGCCGUCACUCAAUGCUAUCAGCGUCUCCGACAUGGUGACGGGCCACGGGGACCAAUGGCAGUCGAGCCUCGUCGACUUUUGCUUCUCGCCAAACGGCCAUUCCAUGUACCUCACAGCACGAGAGUGCGGGCGUGUUGCCCUCUUCAAGCUCGAGCUGCAGCCACAUGCACGCCCACGGUCUCUUCUCACUUCAUCGCAUGGCUCGUGCCAUGGAGUGUACCCUCUCCAUGCUGACGACAACGAGCGGGUCCUCGUAACCACUUCGAGCUUCGUGGAGAACUCGCUGUACCAGGUUGUGUUGGUUGACGGACCCGACGUCGAGCCGAUGCCUGUCUCCUCGCUGUCUAGACACGGGGCAGGUCUGGGACUUUCUCGCAGCCAGGUCUCCGAGAUAUACUUUGAAGGAGGCGAAGGCUCCCGCGGGGGCGACUACUUUUGUCAGGCACAUGUCGUGAGGCCGCGAGACUUUGACCCUAAGAGACACAAGUACCCGGUGGCGAUACUUGUGCACGAUGGUCCUACUGCAGCUUGGGACAAUUGUUGGGAUACACAGUGGAACGCGGCCGUCUGGGCUGAGCAAGGCUAUCUCGUGGUCCUGCCUAAUGUUAGCGGUAGCACGGGCUUUGGCCUGGAGUUUUCGUCUGCCGUUCGAGAUAGCUGGGGCGGUCGCCCGUUCGACGAUCUCGUCAACCUCUUCCAACACUUGAAGCAGUUACCUGGAACAGAUAUGAACAACGCCGUCAUCGCCGGCACGGGGUACGGUGGCUACAUGAUGAACUGGAUCCAGGGACAAGACUUUGGGCGAAAGUUCAAGGCGAUCGUCUCACAUGCCGGCGUGUUCGAUGUCCCAUCCUACGCCUUGACCAGCAGCAACCAAAGCCAUGGGCCAUUCAGCAUGCAAUUCGGCAGUUUCUCCAUGCCAAUCUCUGUCGAGAGCCCACUGCUUCCCGGAUCCUUCCCGGCUCCGUCCCCGCGUCCGCAAAGUCAACUCAGUAGCCAGCUACAGUACAACCCCGAGGGUCUCGAACGAUACAAUCCUGCCCGGCCAGACCUGAUCUUCCCCUACAUGCCGUCCGGCGAGAACGAAACCUGGACCACACCGAUGCUGCUCCUCCACGGUGAGCGGGACCACCAAGUCCCCGUGACAGAGAGCCUGGCCGCCUUCCGGGUCUGCCAGAGUCGGCGGCCCGCCAGUGCCAGCGCCCCUCAGCUAAAUGGCCGCGGCAACGACAGUGGCCUCCAGCGUCACAACACAACGGCCAGCUCUGGUGGUGGUGGCAGUGCCUACAGCAGCGGCCUCAGCCACUCUCGGCACCUGAGCAUGAUUACCCUCCCGCAGCAACACGGGAGGGAACCAGGCUCACUACCAUCAUCAGCAAGAGGCACCUCCUUUGACCUCCCACCGCACCAGCACCACCAACACUCCCAACGACAUCCACAUCUACAUCCACGCCGCCCCCCUCCAAAACCACGCUCCCGUCUCGUCCUGUUCCCAGCAGAGGGUCACACUAUAGAGUCGCCCGAGAAUCUGCUCGAGUGGUACCGCCAGGUCUUUGCCUGGACGAACCGCUGGACGGGGAUCACCGCGCGCCAGGCUUUCCGCGAUUUUGCUGGCCCGGCUACCACUACAACCACGGCCACGGUCACUACCUCUGCCCCUGUCACCACUGGAGUCGCUGGUGGUGGUGAUGGCGGGGGCGGUGAUGGUGGUGAUGCUGCUAUUGGUAUCACCACACGACCGCACGGGACAGAUCCAGCAGCCGCAGCAGCGCCUAGCCAUGUCCACAGCUACCAGCCCGACAACACCACUCGUACCGAAGCCGACAACGACCUGAUCGACAUGAGCGGCCUGGGGAUCAACUACCCCAACAUCGCGGCUUACACUAGCAGCAGCAGCUAUAACAACAUCAACGACGGAACCGGGGAUCUCUUGUGGACAGCUCAGCCUGCUCCUCGUCGACCUGGAAGCCGCGGCGGCGGUCCUCGUGGUGAGGAGAACGACGCGGCGGGUGCAAGUGCGAGUGUUGCUGGUCGUGUGUCCGCGGCGGCGGCAAGGCCCUUGUCCAUGCUGGCCUCGCUGCCUUCGUCAUCUUCUCCUUUGUCAUUUGCAUUUCGGUAGACGUAAGAGAUCGUCGUCCUGCUCGGGAUGAGGCAACACAUGAGAUUGAGUGCUGCGUGUAAGCCUGCCUUGCCCUUUUACCACCUCCCCUGGAUAAGUGCACAUUUGGAA